AGUAUAUUAUCAUCUUGAGAAUACACGACAACAAAAUGUCCACUCUACUCAGACAGUUGUUUUCUAAGUACUUGAUCAUAACAAACACAGUGACUAGUGGAUCUUUGCUCGGACUUGGUGACGUCAUAACACAAAACCUGGAGAUCGAAUAUGCUUCCAGAAUGGGUACCCCGGAACAGAUGUUCGACACCAGCAGAACAGGUAGAAUGUUUUUGAUGGGGUUGAUGCUUGGUCCGUUCGGUCACUUUUGGUACACCAAACUCGCUGACAAACUGGUUGUCGGAUCAGGACCGAAAGUGGUACUGAAGAAAAUAGGAGUGGAUCAAAUUAUUUUCACUCCCAUCAUCACAUGUCUAUUCUUCGGUGGAAUGGGGAUACUUGAAGGACGAGGAAUCCAGGGUGCAACCAGUGAAAUUAAGAAUAACUUCGUAGCCGUCUAUUCAGUAGAUUGUUGUGUCUGGCCGCCGGUUCAGUAUUUUAACUUUCACUUCGUCCCUGCGAGAUUCAGGAGUAUCUACGUUUCAUCUAUGACGCUAGUCUGGAAUACGUUUCUGUCUUAUAUGAAGCACAGGGGUAUAGCUACACAGUGAUGGAGACACAAAGAACCUUUUAGGGUUUAAAUCUCGGAUACGUGUCAGGGAAACAGGACAGACAGAGGAUUUCCAGUGGAAAACUGCAAUUCAAUAUUGUAGCAAUUUUUAGCUCCAAUCGCUUCACAUCGUGAAAUCCAUAUUUGUUGUGUCAUGGCUUUCUCGUCUUAUAUUAAUUACAAUCUAUAUUUUUGAUGUACGUUAAUUUUUUUUAAAUGAAAUAAAUUCUCCGUUCCUGGA
Ostrea edulis (European flat oyster) is the source of this 830-nucleotide messenger RNA. Its product is annotated as mpv17-like protein 2. Gene Ontology annotation, cellular component: membrane; cytoplasm. The record is from RefSeq and is a predicted model, not a curated record. Lineage: Eukaryota; Metazoa; Mollusca; Bivalvia; Ostreida; Ostreidae. The transcript is spliced from 5 exons. Gene Ontology annotation, biological process: mitochondrial ribosome assembly. Bases 36 to 590 code for a protein of 184 amino acids.